Chroicocephalus ridibundus (black-headed gull) is the source of this 4806-nucleotide messenger RNA. It is a transcript of the gene MDC1, whose product is annotated as mediator of DNA damage checkpoint 1. Lineage: Eukaryota; Metazoa; Chordata; Aves; Charadriiformes; Laridae. The record is from RefSeq and is a predicted model, not a curated record. The transcript is spliced from 13 exons. Bases 52 to 4806 code for a protein of 1584 amino acids.
GCCAAUGGGACCGGGAGGGCGGGGCAUGGGGGCGGUGGCGCGGGAGGGACCAUGCAGCGAAGGCGCCACCGAGGCCUCAGCACUGCAGGGGGUGCAGGGAGGAGAUCGGAGCCAGGGAACCCCCCCCUCGCCAGCGACUCGGAGGACGACGAGCUGCCCUGGGGCCCUGCCCUCGGAGACGCUGCCUCGCCCCGACUCGUGCCGGAGAGCGACGCGGAGGAGCCGGACGUGCGCCCGGAUGUUCGCCCCCCACGAAAACGCCGCCACGCCCCCGCACCAGGUCACCAUCCAGAUGUGUCUGCGCCCGGCCUGGAGGCGGACAUCAGAGGACCCAAAAAGCGCCGUUUUGACCCCCAAAACGCCCCGGAGCCGGAUUCGGGGAGAAAAAUAGCUAUUGCAAAUGUUCGGCCCCAAAAGCGCUCCCUGGACCCCAAAAAGGUUGCGGAUCCAGAUGUGAAACAUCUGGAAGGCAGCAACCCGACUCUCGAUGUCGGGAGUGAUGCAGGUGUCCAGGCGCUCCAAAAAACGGCUCUUUUUCGCCCAAACCGUCACCGGACUGCCCCGGAAGUGAGCAGUAACCCAGAUGUGCAGGAAAGGGGGCCAAAUCCAGAUGUUGGGGAUGCCAAAAACGCACGGCGGAUGCUGGUGGUGGACAGUGACACAGAUGUGGAGGAGGCUGAGGUCCUUCCAGAUGUUGGGUGCCCAAAAGUACGUAGAAAGGACCCCAAGAUGCAAAAAAAACCAUGUGUGGAGAUGGAGAUCCCAAAUCCAGAUGUUGGGGGUCCCAAAAAUGGAUGCCGGACCCUUGUGGACAGCGAUACGGAUGUGGAGAUGGAGAGCUCCAACUCAGCUGUUGAAGGGCCCAAAAACGGACACCAGAUGUUCAUGGUGGACAGCGAUACAGAUGUGGAGGAGGAUAGAGCCAAUCCAGAUGUUGGAUGCCCCCAAACCCAUCGAAAGACCCAAAAUAUACCCAAAAGCCAGAAGAUUGAGAUGGGUCCUAAUGAUGCAGCUGUUGAAGGUUCACAGAAGGGACGUCGGGUACUUGUGGUGGACAGCGAUACAGAUGUGGAGGAGAACGGAGGCAAUCCAGAUGUUGGAUGCCCUAAAACCCAUCAGUCAACCCAAAACACACCGAAAAACCAAAGUAUUGAGGUGGAGGCACGAAAUGCAGAUGUUGAAAGUUCACAGAAGGCUCAUGGCGUCCUCAUGGUGGACAGUGAUACAGAUGUGGAGGAGGCCUCUUCAAAUCCAGAUGUUGAGCAUCCCCAAGGCCGCAGAAGAGCCCCCAGAGACCCAGAGGUGAGGACAGAGACCACAAACCGCGCUGCUGAAGGAUGGCGGGCUCUCCUGGUGGAGAGCGAUACAGAUGUGGAAGAGGAUGUUUCCGAUCCAGAUGUUGGGGCUCCAAAAACCCAUGGAGCAACCCAAAGUGUACCCAGAAACCCAGGCGUGGAGAGGCCAGAUCCACCCCGAAAGGAGCACUGGACGCUUGUGGUGGACAGCGAUACAGAUGUGGAGGAGAAUGAAGCGAAUCCAGAUGUUGGGGGUAGAAAAAUCCACAGAAUUACCAAAAACCCCUGCAAAGAUCCAGAUGUGGACGUGACGAACCCAAAUCCAGAUGUUGCAACUCUCCCAAAUGAGGGUCGGAACCUGGAAGUGGACAGUGACACAGAUGUGGAGGAAGAAGACCUGACCCAACGUGGUUUUUGCCUGAAAAGCCUCAGAACACCCCAAACCACCCAGAAAGACCCAACGGUGGUGAUGGAGACCCCGAAUCCAGAUGUUUGCGGCCUCAGCCGUGGCUCGGUGACCUCCAAUGGCGACAGCGAUACAGAUGUGGAGGACCUCACUGCCUUUCCCAACGCUGGAGCUCCGAAACCGCAUGGGACAGCCCCUGAGGUCACGGAUGCGGUUGCUAAGAUGGCCGCUGCUCCAGAUGUUGACCCCGAAGGGCCGACACGGACCAAUGAUGAUCCAGAUGUGACGGUGACAAUCCCAACUCCAGGUGUUGGAGCCCCCAAAGCCCAGUGCCCGGUCCUGAAUGUGGACAGUGAUACAGAUGUUGAGGACAACGGUGUCAUUCCAGAUGUUGGGGCAGCGCAAGGGUGUCGAGGGGCACCCGGCCACCCAGAUGUGGCUGUGAUGUCCCCAAAUCCAGAUGUUUCCUCUUCCGUGAGCCCCCGGAGCGGCAGUGACACAGAUGUGGAGGAGGUGGCCCCCACUCCAGAUGUUCGGGGCCUCCGGAGUCGAAUCCGGACCCGAAAUCGGCCCCAUCCAGAUGUUGGAGGCCCCGCCACGGGCAGCGAUACCAGUAUGAAGGAGCCAGACCCCAAACGGUGGGAAUCGCCCCCAAAACGGCGCAGUUUGUCCCCAGAAUCACCCGGUGACGCAAGCGCGGAAGGGACAGUCCCAAGCCAUCAGGACUCGGCCCCGAAUCCGGAUGUGGAGGCCCCGAAUCCAGAUGUUGGGGCCCAGCGGCGCGACGGGGAGCCCCCGGCGAGGGGCGGGGAUCCGGCUCUGCCGCCGGGGGUUCCCACCCCCGAAUCCCCACGUCCGGCCCCGAAUUUGGGUGUCACCGGUGAUGCCGAGGCCACCCCCGGAAGGGCCGCGGAUGCCACGGUGACAGAGAGUGACACCGAGGAAGACCCCGAGCUCUUCCUGGAGCCCACCCAGAGCUUCUUGCCACCGGCGACCAAGGGCGCAGCCCCAGGCUGGGACCCUGAGGAACCCACCCAGCGCUUCUUCCUCCCCAAGGAGAAGGAGGAGGAGGAGGAGGAGGAAGAGCAGCCGCCUCUGGAGCCCCCCCGGGGCCCCCCCCUGGACACCAGGAGCCCCCCCGGAUGCCUGGGUCCCCAGCGGGGCUCUCCUACAAACAUCGGGGACAAAGAAACAGCUCCAGGCUGGGACCCUGAGGAGCCCACCCAGCUCUUCUUCCUCCCCAAGGAGAAGGAGGAGGAAGAGGAGGAGGAGGAGGAAGAGCAGGCCCCUCCGGAGCCCCCCCAGGCUCCCCCGGACACCAGGGCCCCCCCCGGACGCCUGGGUCCCCAGCGGGGCUCUCCUACAAACAUAGCUCCAGGCUGGGACCCCGAGGAGCCCACCCAGCGCUUCUUCCUCCCCCAGGAGAAGGAGGAGGAGGAGGAGGAAGAGCAGCCCCCUCCGGAGCCCCCCCAGGCUCCCCCAGCCACCAAGAGCCCCCCCGGCCACCUGGGUCCCCAGCGGGGCUCUCCCACAGAUGCAGCCCGGGGUUGGGACCCCGAGGAGCCCACCCAGCGCUUCCUCCCCAGGGAGGAAGAGGAGGAGGAGGAGAAGAAGAAGGAGGACGAGGAGGAGGAGGAAGAGCAGCCCCUUCUGGAGCCCCCUCGCACCCCCCCAGACGCCUGGACUUCCCCUCCAGGCACCAGGACCCCCCCCGAACCCCUGAGUCUCCAGCGGGGCUCAACCACAGGCGCAGCCCAGGGUUGGGACCCUGAAGAGCCCACCCAGCGCUUCUUCCUCCCCAGGGAGGAGGAGGAGGAGGAGGAGGAGGAAGGGCAGCCCCCCCCGCAGGACCCUCCGGAUGCCUCCGUGGAUGCCUUGGUCCCCCCGGCGGAACCGGUGACGGUGACACCAGCCCAAGAGGGGACAGGGACUGGAGCAGCCCCCGGCGGGGAGGUCCCGGAGGGGCCCCGCCGCAGCCGGCGCCUGGCCGGGAGCCGAGGGGGCGGAGCCACGGGGGGCGUGGCCUCGGGAGGGGGCGGGGGCAGCGGGGUGAGGGGCGGGGCGACCGCCGGCCCCGCCCCCGUGCGGCGCAGCCCCCGCCUACAGCCCCCGCCCCCAACUCCACCGGAGCCAACGACGGCGAGGGGGCGGGGUCAGGUGGAGCCACGCCCCCCGGGCAAACCACGCCCCCCGGCUAAGCCACACCCCCCGCGGGCCAGCCCCGCCCAUCCGCAGGAGGAGGAGGAGCCACCAGAGGUCACCGGGCACCGGCUCCGCCCCCAGGGAGGCCCCGGCUCCGCCCCCCCCAAGGUGCUGUUCACGGGGGUGGUGGCCUCCCCAGAGAUGGAGGUGGCCCUGAGGACACUGGGGGGGUCCAUGGCCACCUCCGUCUUCGACUGCACCCACCUGGUGACCGACCGCGUCCGACGCACUGUCAAGUUCCUCUGCGCGGUGGCCCGCGGCGUCCCCAUCGUCACCCCUGAGUGGCUCCACAAGAGCUCCCGCAGUGGCCGUGUCCUGGUGCCGGGUCCCUUCCUGGUGCGUGACAGCCAGCAGGAACGUCACUUCGGCUUCAGCCUGGCCCAGGCCCUGCGCCGCGCCCGCCGCCACCCCCUGCUCCAGGGCUACGAGGUCCACGUCACCCCCAACGUCCGCCCCGAGCCUGAGCACAUGAGGGACAUCGUCACCUGCAGCGGUGGCACCUUCCUGCCCGCCAUGCCCCACACCUACGCGCCGCGGCGGCUGGUGAUCUCGUGCGCGGCGGACGCGGGGUGCUGGGCCCCGGCGCUGGGCGCCCGCUUGCCCUUGGCCUCGGCCGAGCUGCUGCUGACGGGGCUCCUGCGCCAGCGCCUCCAGUUGCCCCCCUUCCUCCUGCCCCCCCCCCGACGGGACCCCCCCGCAAAGGCCUCCUACCCCCCCCCCCACUACUACAGGACCCUCCUCACCCCCCCCGGCGCCGCCCCGGAGCCCCCCGCCGCUGCCGCCUCCCCCCAGGGGGUGGGGGGGGGGGUGACGACCCGUGGCAGGAGCCGACGACCCCCCCUGGAAACCCCCCGGGACCCCCCCGGCACCCGGAGGCGGCCGGCGGCCCCCCCCACCCGCUAA